This is a messenger RNA of Callithrix jacchus (white-tufted-ear marmoset), 2927 nucleotides long. RefSeq names its product SP140 nuclear body protein like (gene SP140L). Gene Ontology annotation, cellular component: nucleus. Gene Ontology annotation, molecular function: protein binding; DNA-binding transcription factor activity, RNA polymerase II-specific; DNA binding. NCBI's taxonomy places the organism in Eukaryota, Metazoa, Chordata, Mammalia, Primates, Cebidae. The record is from RefSeq and is a predicted model, not a curated record. Gene Ontology annotation, biological process: regulation of transcription by RNA polymerase II.
CCCUGGUUCUUGGUGUUUUUCUGCCUGUAACUCUCUAUUAUCAUGGAAUUUCACAAGGAACAAAGAUGAAUGCGGGUGUAUUUAACCUGCCAGGCUUAACCAAAUACCUAGAUUGAUUCUCUAAUGUGAUUUGUCCUGGUGUGAUAGGGGCUAGAACUGAAGCCUAAACACUGCCAUCUUAUAGAGAAGCCACUUGGGCCCUGGGCAGAGGUGUCAUUCUCACAAGAGUUAAUGUACAUCAAUUUUCAGAAGUGUUAAAGGUAAAAAUGUCCACUGCUACCCCACUUCCCUUGCAACAAACCACAGACUUUAGCUUCUGUAUAGACAGCUUGUCUUGCACACCCCUGCGCCCCCCUGAACAAGAAAAGGAUGUGAUUUUGCAGCUUAAAUGCCUCGCUCACCCUGAGCUCGGGGCCACAGGUUGGAGAGACAUGAGUCUUCCGUAGCUGCCGGCAAUAAAGACCCUGCAAUUUGGCAUACUUUUGUCUUGGUGUUGAUUUUCUGCUCACUCUGGUGCUACAUCUGGAGAUCUUUCUUUGUCCAUCACCAGACAAAAGCCAUCUUAGAGCCUUAGCUGGGUGGUUGCCCUGCCCUGGGGAUCCCUAAGGGAGGCACCCCCUGAGACGUUCCAGGGCCCCAGGGUUCAGGCCCCGUGGUGACUGUGUAAUCGCUGCCCACGUUCACUCAAAAUUCUUCAGGGUCCUGGGAAUCUCCAGAGGAUGUUCGUGGAAGACCAGGACAUAGAUGAGGGGAUUUUCUGUGACACUGUAUUCAAGCACUUCAAAAGACAUAAGCUGGAGAUUUCAAAUGCAAUAAAAAAGACAUUUCCAUUCCUUGAGGGCCUCCAUGACCGUGAACUCAUCACAGAUAAAAUGUUUGAAGAUUCUCAAGAUUCUUGUAGAAACCUGGUCCCUGUGCAAAAAGUGGUGUACAAUGUCCUCAGUGAACUGGAGAAGACAUUUAACCUGUCAGUUCUGGAAGCGCUGUUCAGCGAGGUCAACAUGCAGGAAUACCCCGAUUUAAUUCACAUUUAUAAAAGCUUCAAAAAUGCGAUCCAAGGCAAAUUAUGUUUCCAAGAAAGUGACGGAAAAGAAAAGAAAGAGAGGCCUGACAUCCAGCUAAGUCUUAAACGAGGGGCAGAGCUACCAGCAUGUGAAAAUGGUUCCCGUGUCAUGUGUUCCUCAGAAGAAGGCCCGGAAGCAAAGAUGGAAGGUGACCAAGCAUGUGGCCAAGUGGAUACUGUGGAUGUUGGAAAAAAUUCUACUUUGGGAAAACCCAAGAGGAAAAGAAAAAAAAAGAAGGGGCAUUCCUGGACCAGAAUAAAAAGGACAACGCAGAAAAAAAUCCAACAGAAUGAUAACGGCAAAGCCGAUAGCCAGCUGGUCUCCAGUGAAAAGAAGGCGAACGUGAAUCUGCCAGGCCCUUCCAAGAUUACGGGGAGAAAGAGAGGCAGACCUAGAGCCUGCUUCACUCGGAGUGACAGAGAUCCACAGAAAAGAGUCCAGUCAAGAGCUUCAAGAAGGCACAAAGAUAAAACUGUGGAUUUUAAGGAUUCUUUACUUCUGGUGACCUGUGGUGAGAUGAAGGGGAUUUUAUACAAGGAGAAAUUGAAACAAGGAAUCCCGGUGAAGUGUAUACAGACUGAGGAUGGAAAUUGGUUCACCCCCAGGGAAUUUGAAAUCAAAGGAGGCCACGAAAGAUCAAAGAACUGGAGGCUGAGUGUGCGCUGUGGCGGGUGGCCCCUACAACGGCUGAUGGAGGAAGGAUCUCUACAUAACCCUUCAAGAAUUUAUUAUGGGAAGAAAAAGGGAAUACUGAAGUCUCACAAGAAUACCUCAGUUGACCCUUGUAUGAGAAACUUGGAUGAGUGCGAGGUUUGCCGGGACGGAGGGGAUCUGUUCUGUUGCGACACUUGUUCAAGAGUCUUCCAUGAGGACUGCCACAUCCCACCUGUGGAAUCUGAGAAGUCCCCGUGGAGUUGCAUCUUCUGCAGGAUGAAGGAGUCUGCAGGAAGCCAACAGUGCUGUCAGGAAUCUGAGGUCCUGGAGAGGCAGAUGUGUCCUGAGGAACAGUCGAAAUGUGAAUUCCUCCUCUUGAAACUCUAUUGCUGUUCUGAGAGCUCCUUUUUUGCCAAGAUUCCGUAUUAUUAUUAUAUUAGAGAGGCGUGUCAAGGCCUGAAGGAGCCCAUGUGGUUGGAUAAAAUCAAGAAGAGGCUGAAUGAGCACGAUUAUUCCCGAGUGGAGGGGUUUGUACGAGACAUGCGCCUCAUCUUCCAGAACCACAGGGCAUCAUACAAGUACAAGGAUUUUGGCCAAAUGGGACUUCGACUGGAGGCUGAAUUUGAGAAGAAUUUGAAGGAAGUGUUUGCUAUUCGGGAAACAAAUGAGAACAGUUGACUAGUUAGUGGAUGCUGAAGGCCUUCAGGAAAUGGUACCCCAAAAUAUGCCACUGCUUUGCCACUUACUUCAAACUGAGGGCACUUGGGCACAGCACAUGCAGGGAGGGGCUUUUCUCUGAGCCUCCCUCAUCUGCCCAAAGACAAAUCCUCCAAAAGAAAUUCAAUCAUCAUGAAUCCCAUCACCAACAAUCUCAUCAGCCAGGGAAGGGUAACUGGGACCACAGAGAAGGAGGUGGGAGGGGACACCAGCACAGCCAGACUCUCAUCUUUUCUCCUGAGGGCUGCUCCAGACAUUUAUUACUCACAAGACCUUUUAUCUGAAAAACCAACCAAGCUUUAUUUAGGACACACUUCUUCCUUUCCCCCUCCCACUUGUCUCGCCACCUCCCUGCAGAAUCCCCAGGCCCCUAUUUUUCUUGAUAGCUCAAGAUGGUGUAUGCGUGUCAAUCAUCUGACUCUUCUUGGAGUCUUGUAUUUCAUGGGACUCCUGUGCAAACAUAUAUUAUUAAAAUUUUUAUCCUCCUGUUAA